AGGUGCUUACUGUCUGAAAUGAAGGUCAAUCCGUGCAGCUGUGUCUUUGAGUUGUUACUUUUUCUGCAGUCUCUAUCUCUGGGUCAAUCGUAUAAUCGACUGCCUUAUUUCUUGAAUUACUACUUUGAUCAAUAUAUUUUAAUAUAUGAAAAUGCCUCUGUUGGCUCCUCCAUUACUAAACUGUGGGCGAGGGAUCCGGACAACGAUACACUUGUGUUUGGUGUUGUCGGGGAAGAAGCCAGCAAGUAUUUUGCGGUGGAAAGUGAGACUGGAGUUGUCUGGCUUCGCCAGCCUUUGGAUAGAGAGGAAAUUUCGGAACUUCAAGUAGAGUUCUCCGUCAGUGACAAGCAAAGUGUGAUUAAAGGCAUUGUCAAUAUUCAAGUUGGUGAUGUAAAUGACAAUCCACCCGUGUUCCACAAUCAGCCGUAUAGUGUCCGAAUUCCUGAGAACACUCCAACGGGAACGCCGAUUUUCAUUGUGAACGCUACAGAUCGGGACCAGGGCACAGGGGGCAGUGUGCUGUAUUCCUUCCAACCUCCAUCGCGCUUCUUUUCCAUCGAUGGCGCCAGAGGAGUUGUAACUGUUCAAAGACCACUGGAUUACGAGAUGACUCGAGCCUAUCAGCUACAAGUCAAUGGAACGGAUCAGGACAAAGACCAUCCUCUCUCCACUCUUGCUAAUCUUGCAAUCACUAUAACUGAUAUCCAGGAUAUGGACCCUAUAUUUGUAAAUCUUCCUUACAGCACAAAUAUUUAUGAGAACUCCCCUCCAGGUAAGACUGUGCGGAUUAUUACAGCACUAGAUCAGGACAGAGGGAGGCCGCGAGGCAUUGGUUACACUAUUGUUUCGGGUAAUACCAACAGCAUCUUUGCCUUAGAUUACAUCAGUGGAGCUCUGACUCUCAACGGCCCCUUGGAUCGAGAAAAUCCCCUCUACAGCUCAGGGUUUAUAUUGACUGUAAGGGGCACUGAACUGAAUGAAGACCGGACACCGUCAAAUGCUACAGUUUCCACAACCUUUAAUAUAUUGGUGAUUGAUGUCAAUGACAACCCACCAGAGUUCAACCGCUCUGAGUACAGUGUCAGCAUUACUGAAUUGGCACAGGUGGGCUUUGCACUCCCGCUCUUCGUCCAAGUGCAAGAUAAAGAUGAUGCUCCCAACAGCAUGUUUGACAUCCAGCUAGUGGGGAACAACUCAGACCAUUUUACCAUUUCGCCGACAUCCGGCCAGGGGAGGAUAGACAUCCGGGUCCGAGUGGCUGUGCCCUUGGAUUAUGAGCGCAUCUCUCACUAUGAGUUUUCUCUUUUUGCAAACGAGACAUCCUCCGAACAUGUUGGUUUUGCUUGGGUCAAGAUUGACCUAGUGAACGAAAACGACAACAGGCCGAUAUUCAGCCAGCCACUCUACAACGUGAGCUUGUUAGAGAAUGCAUCUGUCGGAGUCUCUGUUGUUGGCGUUAUCGCAACAGAUAAUGAUAUUGGAAGCUACGGAAAUGUCAAUUAUUUUUUCAGUGAUGAAUCUGACAGGUUUGCUAUUGACAAGGAUACUGGCAUGGUCACGCUAAUCAGGAGAUUAGACUUUGAGGCAACUCGACGAUACACUUUAACCGUUAUAGCUAAGGAUGGCGGCGGUGAGGAAACUACAGGACGUUUGCGCAUUAAUGUGUUGGACAUUAAUGACAAUGUGCCCACCUUUCAGAAGGAAACCUAUCUGGGAACGAUUCGAGAGAAUGAGGCUGCUCCAGUGCAAGUGGUCAGAGUUCGAGCGAUUGAUGACGAUUCACCUCCAAACAACCAGAUCACUUACAGCAUCUUUAACACCUCAGUCCUGAGCAGCUACUUCGAUAUCAGGGUAUCGGAAGGUUACGGGGUUAUUAUUGUCACAAGGCCCAUUGACUUUGAGCAGGUACCAGGAGGUUUUAUCUAUUUGACCAUCAUGGCAAAAGACGCUGGGACGACUCCUCUGUACAGCACAGUCCCUGUGACUGUCGAAGUUUUUGAUGAGAAUGACAAUUCUCCCACUUUCAGCCAAUCUUCCUAUAUCAUAGCAGUCUCUGAAAAUAUCAUAGCAGGAGCCACAGUAUUGUUUGUAACAGCAUCUGAUUUGGACCAAUCUCAGGAGUACGGCCAGGAGUCGAUAAUCUACUCUCUGGAGGGUUCAUCACAAUUCCGCAUCAAUACUCGCUCAGGGGAAAUAACGACUACUUCCCUGCUGGACAGAGAAACUAAAUUUGAAUACAUCCUGAUUGUCCGAGCUGUGGAUGGCGGAGUCGCAAAUAAUCAGAAAACUGGGAUAGCCACUGUGAAUAUAACUCUACUUGACAUAAAUGAUAAUCGUCCCAUUUGGAAGGAUGAGCCAUACUUAGCCAAUGUGGUUGAAAUGUCACCCAUUGACACAGAUGUGAUCACUGUGUCUGCCUUUGACCCAGACCUUGCUGAGAAUGGUUCUGUUGUGUACACCAUCAACCCUCCCAAUCCAUUCUAUCGAAUCAACAGGACCACGGGGAAGAUCCGCACAUCUGGUGCGGUGUUGGACCGAGAGAAUACGGAUUCCAGCGGUGCUGAAAUGAUGAGGAAAAUCGUUGUAUCGGUCACAGACCAGGGAAGGCCUUCCCUACAAGCCAGCAGUAGCACCACCGUUACUGUGAACUUGCUGGAUCUAAAUGACAAUGACCCUGUUUUCCAAAACCUGCCGUUCACUGCUGAAGUGCUGGAGGAUCUGCCAAUUGCCUCGUCCAUUUUCCAGGUAUCUGUGCUAGAUCCUGAUGAAAGUUCCAAUGGAAUGGUGACAUACUCCAUGCAAGUCGGCAUGCCCAGAUUGGACUUUGUACUCAACUCCAGCACAGGCUUAAUCACUUCCACUGCGGCGUUGGAUCGAGAGAGGAUAUCGGAAUACUAUUUGAGAUUGAUAGCCAGCGAUGCGGGAAUGGUGCCAAGGAGCUCCACCAGCACCCUGACAGUAAGGGUGCUGGAUGUAAAUGAUGAGAUUCCGACGUUUCACCCGGCUGUUUACAAUAUCUCCCUAUCAGAGGACGUGCCCAGGGAUCACAGGGUUGUGCGUCUCAACUGUACCGAUGCUGAUACUGGCCUUAACGCAGAGCUGAGCUACUUCAUUACAGGUGGAAAUGAUGAUGGAAAAUUCAGCGUUGGCUUUCGGGAUGGAAUAGUCAGGACUGUGGUGAACCUGGACAGAGAAACCCAAGUUUCUUACACACUUAUUUUGGAAGCUAUUGAUAAUGGACCAGCAGGAAGCAGAAAGACUGGGACCGCGACGGUGUACAUCGUGGUGUUGGACGUGAAUGAUAACCGACCCAUCUUCCUGCAGAACUCCUUUGAGGCCAGUGUCCUCGAAAACAUCACAGCAUCUGUCAGUGUGGUGCAGGUGGAAGCCACUGAUGCAGAUGAAGGAGUUAAUGGGAAGGUUUUGUACAGAAUCCUCUCAGGAAAUGCCAAUGAUAACUUCCAGAUGGACCAAGCUACUGGACUUAUCUCCAGAGGUUCCCGCCCCUUGGACAGAGAGAGCAGUACUACCCAUGUGUUGGAGGUGGAGGCCUACAAUCAUGACUUUGGAAGGAUGAGGAGCUCUGUGAGAGUGAUCAUAUACGUGGAGGAUGUGAAUGAUGAAACACCAGUUUUUACACAGCAACAGUACAACCGACUAGGGCUGAGAGAAACUGCAGGGAUCGGCACAUCAGUCAUUGUCGUCAGAGCAAGCGACAGAGACACGGGGGAUGGAGGCAUGGUAGCCUACAUGAUCUUAUCCGGAUCAGAGAGGAAGUUUGCCAUUGAUGAGAGUACAGGCCUUAUCACUACAGUGAAUUACCUCGAUUAUGAAACCAGAACCAGCUAUCUCAUGAAUAUCUCUGCCACAGACCAAGCCCCACCUUACAACAGGGGUUACUGCACUGUCUACAUCACCUUAUUAAAUGAGUUGGAUGAGCCUGUGCAGUUUACAAAUGCAUCAUAUGAAGCUACGCUUAGAGAAAAUAUCGCAACUGGGACUGAAGUGGUCCAGAUCCAAGCUCGCUCUGCUGAUAACAUGAACCUGAUCACCUAUAGGUUUGACCCUGACACCUCUGCCCGGACCCUGUCCUUAUUCCAAAUAAACAGAGUCACUGGUGUGAUAACUGUCCGAGGACAGGUUGAUAGGGAGAAGGGAGAUUAUUAUCUGAUCACCGUCAUAGCAGAUGAUGGAGGACCCAAGAAGGACUCCACUGUGAAGGUAAUCAUUAAUAUUGAAGAUGAGAAUGACAACAGUCCAGUGUUUGAUGCUACUUCGGAUUCCUCUGUGGAGGUUCUGGAGGACGUUCCUGUUGGGAAGAGGGUGGCUGUUGUCUUUGCCCAUGAUCUGGAUGUGAAGAAGAACGGACUGGUUAACUUCACCAUUCUGUCUGGAAAUACUAACGAAACCUUCAGGAUUAGGACAGCCAACACUAGCCGUGGAGAGAUCUACCUUGCUCGACCCAUGGACAGAGAACAGAUUGAUCAAUACGUAUUGACGAUUCAGGCCUUUGACAAUGGUUUACAGCCUCGUAAAACAAAUCACAUUCUAACCAUCACAGCCGUGGAUGUCAAUGACAAUGCCCCAGUUAUCGCAAACCCUGAGAACUACAACAUCAGCAUUUACGAGAAUGUUGGAGGAGGUACUGCAGUCACCAGAGUCAGAGCCACCGACAUGGACACUGGCAUCAAUGCCGUGCUGUACUACUACAUCACCCGGGGCAAUGAAGAUCUCACCUUCAGAAUCGACAGGCUGACAGGAGAGAUUGUCACACGCCCAUCUCCUCCAGAUCGGGAGGGGCGAGCUUUCUACCAGCUGACAGUAACAGUGGAAGAUGAUGGGACCCCUUCGCUCUCGGCGACAACUACAAUACGUGUAAGUAUUUUGGAUGAGAAUGACAAUCAUCCGGCAUUUCAGCAACAACAGUAUGAAAUCACUUUAGAUGAAGGGCCAUCUACCUUGAAUUCUUUCAACAUAACAGUGAGUGCAGCGGAUCAAGAUGAAGGCCUCAAUGGGACUGUUACAUACAAUAUUGUGGAUGGGAAUAUCUAUAACACAUUCACUAUCCACAAUGUCACAGGUCAGAUCAAAGCAGUGAAGGAAUUGGACUAUGAGAUUUGCCAUGGCCGCUACAUCCUCAUCGUUACAGCCACUGACCAGUGUCCGAAUCCACUCCGCCGCCUGACCUCCACUGCCACAGUAAGUGUCAAUGUGAAUGAUGUUAAUGAUGUAACUCCAAGGUUUCCUCAUACUUACGAGGGUCCAUUUGACAUCACUGAGGGUCAACCGGGUCCAAGAGUGUGGACGUUCCUUGCGGAAGAUGAAGAUUCGGGCCCAAAUGGGCAAGUAGAAUAUAGCAUCAUAGCAGGAGAUCCCCUUAAUGAAUUCAUUAUUUCUCCAGUGGAAGGGGAGCUUCGUGUGAGAAGAGAAGCUGAGUUAGAUCGGGAAAGUGUUGCAUUUUAUAACCUAACCAUUAUGGGCAAAGACAGAGGAACACCAGCUCUGAGCAGUAUGAUACUGGUCGAAGUGCGUGUCCUGGAUAUAAAUGAUAAUGAUCCUGUGCUCCAGAACAUGCCACGGAACUGCACCAUCAGUGAAAACACAGCCGUAUCCACAAGCAUUGCCCGAGUCCUGGCUACCGAUAUUGACAGUGGCUGCAAUGCUCUCCUCACCUUUAGCAUCACCACAGGAAACAUUAAAAAUGCCUUUUUCAUUAAUGAAACAACUGGUGCCAUCUAUGUCAGCAGACCAUUGGAUAGGGAGCAGACGGCUGAGUAUCAACUCACCAUCACAGUCAAAGACAACCCAGAAAAUCCUAGACAUGCUCGAAGAGAUUCUGACUUACUGACUGUCUCAAUCUCGGAUGAGAAUGAUAACCAGCCUGUGUUUACUCAGAGAUCAUAUCAAGCUAAAAUUCUCGAGAAUCCAGAAGCAGGCACACAAAUAACCAUGAUAAAUGGGCCCAUUUUAGCAUUCGAUAAUGAUGAAGGACCAAAUGCUGUGGUCACUUAUCGAUUACAGGGUAACAGGACUGAAUUCUUCACCGUAGACAGGAACACUGGGAUUGUUUCUGUGGCACCAGGAAAAAGCAUUGACAGGGAGUUGUUACCCAAUGCAAGCCUGGAGUUUACCUUGAUAGCAGAAGAUAUUGGCCUGCUGAACAGUGUGGCUGGGCUUGUAAUAACAGUCUUGGAUCAAAAUGACAACACACCAGUCUUCACCCCUCCUUCAAUGACAGUCCACGUUCAGGAAAACAGCCCCUCAGGUUUCAGUGUUGGCCGGGUAACAGCCACAGAUGCAGAUAUUGGUGUGAACCAGCAACUGAGAUACCGGAUAGAGGGAGGCGCCCAGGAUAAGUUUAUCAUUGACCCCCGCAGGGGAGUUAUUAAAGUGGCUAGUGGUGUAACGGUAGACCGAGAGGAAAGGGGCUCCUACACACUGAUUGUGGUAGCGAUGGACCGUGGUACCCCACCACUGUCAGCAAGUGCCAUUGUGAAUAUUGUAAUUGAUGACAGCAAUGAUUGCCGCCCCGAGUUUAUUAACCCUGUCCAGACCAUAAGCAUCAGUGAGUCAGUGACAAUUGGUACUAUCAUAGCAAACAUCACAGCUACAGAUCGGGACCUGCAACCCCAACUGGAGUAUUACAUCAUCGAGCUUGUUGCCAAGGAUGACACUGAUGAAGAGGUACAGGAACAGCAAAGGGCCUUUGACAUCAAUUUUCAAACAGGUGCUGUGUUUGUAAAAACUCCUUUGAAUAGGGAGCUGGUAGCUACCUACGAACUUACGAUAUCAGUACAUGACAAUGCCAGUGAUGUAAUCAGUCAUUCUGUCAGCAUUCCCAAUGCAAAGCUAACAGUAAAUGUCCUGGACGUGAAUGACAAUCCUCCCCGGUUCAGACCAUUUGGGGUGAAUAUUUUCACUGAGAGGAUUCUGGAAGGAGCAACGACUGGCACAACACUGCUGUCUGUAUCGGCCGUAGAUCCUGAUAAAGGCCCCAAUGGACUGGUCAACUACGAACUCCUGAAUCUUCCUCCUGGGGACUACAUCAGACUGGAGGAUCCUGCAGCAGGGAAAAUAGUUGCAAGCAGGACGGUGGAUUACGAAGAGGUUCAGUGGCUGAAUUUCACAUUGCGAGCGGUGGAUCAUGGAUCACCGCCUCGAUCUGUAGAGGCUCCGGUUUAUUUACAGAUCGUGGACAUCAACGAUAACAACCCUGUCUUCGUGGAGUCUUCCUACCAGAAGACAGUGCCUGAAGAUACCUCCUUGGGCAUCGUGAUUCUCCAAGUUAGUGCCGAGGAUGCAGACAAUGGCAGGUUCUCGCAGAUUGAAUACAGCCUUGUGGACGGAGAGGGAAGGUUCGGAAUCAACCCCACGACGGGGGACAUUUACAUUCUGGCUGCCCUUGAUCGAGAGAAAAAGGAUCACUACACACUAACAGCCGUUGCCAAGGACAACCCAGGUGAUAAUCCAAGUAAUCGCAGAGAGAAUGCUGUCCAGGUGCUGGUGACUGUUCUGGAUGUUAAUGACUAUCGUCCCCAGUUCUCCAAGAAUGUGUUUAGCACCAGUGUUUAUGAGAAUGAGCCAGGAGGGGCAUCUGUGGUAACCAUGACUGCGACAGAUCUGGAUGAGGGUGAAAAUGCAGUGUUAAAGUAUAGUAUACAGGGGCCUGGUGUAGAGGCUUUUAGGAUUGAUGAGGACACAGCCAUGAUUACCACCACCCGGCUCCUGGAAUCCUACGAGAGGUUUAAUUUGACAGUUGUCGCCACUGACCAAGGCGAGCUACCGCUUUGGGGGUCAGCUUUGCUGAAGAUUGAAGUGAUUGACGUGAAUGACAAUCGGCCUGUGUUUAUCAGGCCUCCCAAUGGGACAAUACUGCAUGUUAUGGAGGAGAGAGAUGCAGGAUUCAAUGUGUAUGAGGUCCUGGCCACUGACAACGAUGAAGGUUUGAAUGGAGCGGUCAGAUAUGGCUUUCUGAAGACAGCAGUCAACAGAGAUUGGGAGUAUUUCAGCAUCGACCCCCUCAGUGGAAUCAUCAGUACCACAGUCAGACUGGACAGGGAGAGGCAGGCUGUCUAUAAUCUGAUUCUCCUGGCAUAUGACCUUGGGCAGCCUGUUCCCUAUGAAACCACACAGCUUCUGCAGGUAGCGCUGGAUGAUAUUGAUGACAAUGAACCACUCUUUCUCAAACCACCGAGGAGUUUGCAGUACCAGCUGCUCUUUGUGCCCGAACACUCUGAUCCAUCUACUGUUGUGGGGAAUGUAACGGGAGCGAUCGAUGCUGAUGAAGGAUCCAAUGCUGUGGUCUAUUACUUCCUAGCAGCUGGAGAUCCAGAUAAUAACUUCCAUCUGAAGCGGGAUGGGCUGCUUAAGGUGUUGAAUGAUCUGGACCGAGAAACCAACCCAUUCUACACCAUCAUUGUCAAGGCCUCCAGUAACCCGAACUGGAGGCCUCCGAGGGGGUACAGCCAACUUUUCGACCCCAGCACUGACCUCACCCUACAGGAAGUCCGCAUCUUCCUGGAGGACAUCGAUGACCAGCCGCCCAGGUUCAUAAAGUCGGAAUACACAGCCGGUGUUGCUACCGAUGCUAAAGUAGGUUCUGAGCUGAUCAGAGUGGAGGCUUAUGAUGCUGAUAUUGGAAACAACAGCCUCAUCUUCUAUCAAAUUGUUAACAUCCGCUACAUUCAGCUACAGUUCAACGAAUCUGAAGAUGUUGGGAAUGUCUUCAUAAUUGGGGAGCAGGAUGGCAUUGUGAGGACAUUUGACCUCUUCACAGCCUACAACCCUGGCUAUUUUCUGGUGGACAUCAUGGUUUCAGACCUGGCUGGACACAACGAUACAUCGGUGAUCGGGAUUUACAUUUUGAGAGAUGACCAGCGUGUCAAGAUUGUCAUCAAUGAGAUCCCAGAGAGGGUGCGGGAGUUUGAAGAGGAGUUCAUUAAGUUGCUUUCCAACAUCACUGGAGCCAUAGUUAACACAGAUGACGUACAGUUUCACGUUGAUCAGAAGGGCCGGGUCAAUUUUGCCCAGACGGAUGUUCUGAUCCAUGUGGUGAACAGGGAAACUAACCGGAUCUUGGAUGUGGAGAGGAUAAUCCAGAUGAUUGAUGAAAAUAAGGAGCAGCUGAGAAAUCUCUUCCGGAAUUACAACAUCCUCGAUGUCCAGCCGGCCGUUAACGUUAGGGCAGCUAACGACAUGACGUCUUUACAGAUGGCGAUAAUUAUUCUUGCAAUUUUACUGUUCCUGGCUACCAUGCUGUUCAUCUUCAUGAAUUGGUAUUACAGAACAGUACACAAGAGAAAGCUGAAGGCUAUUGUAGCAGGCUCCACUGGUAACCAAGGGUUUAUGGACAUACUGGACAUGCCAAACACGAACAAGUAUUCAUUCGAAGGGGCAAACCCAGUCUGGCUCGAUCCUUUCUGCAGGAACCUGGAACUCGCUGCUCAGGCUGAACAUGAAGAUGACCUGCCAGAGAAUCUCAGUGACAUCACUGAUCUCUGGAACAGUCCAGCCAGGACCCAUGGUACAUUUGGCCGUGAACCACCCACAUCUAAGCUGGAGGACGAUCGAUAUUUGCGUGCAGCCAUACAGGAGUACGACAGUAUUGCGAAACUUGGACAGAUCAUGAGAGAAGGCCCCAUUAAGGGCUCCCUCUUGAAAGUGGUUCUGGAUGACUACCUGCGGCUGAAGAGGCUGUUUGCUGCUCGCCUGGCUCACAAGUCCGCUGCCAGUGGGGAUCGGUCAUCCAUGGUGGAGCUGAUUCCCAGUGACAUGGAAGACGAUGAUGAGAAGCCUCCUGGUCGUGGAACUCUGAGGUUCAAGCAUCGGCACCCAGUGGAACUGAAAGGCCCUGAUGGCAUCCAUGUAGUGCAUGGCAGCACUGGCACCUUGCUGGCCUCCGAUCUAAACAGUUUGCCAGAGGAUGACCAGAGGGUCUUGGUAAGAUCCCUGGAAACCCUGAACACAGAGAGUGGGAGCUAUGUGGACAGGAAUGCCAAGACAGAGUCUGCAAAGUCCACUCCGUUGCACAAGGCAAAAGAAAGGGUGAUGGAGAUUCCACUGGAGAUCACAGAACUUUGACAGCAAGAUCCAGGAGCCCUGAACACAAACAAUUGUUGGAGGGUAGCUGUUGAAAAUAAACAAAUGUUGUCUAGGAUCA
Messenger RNA from Carcharodon carcharias (great white shark), 10159 nucleotides. It is a transcript of the gene cdh23, whose product is annotated as cadherin-related 23. Gene Ontology annotation, biological process: homophilic cell-cell adhesion. The record is from RefSeq and is a predicted model, not a curated record. The transcript has 68 exons. Gene Ontology annotation, cellular component: plasma membrane; cell-cell junction. Bases 19 to 10080 code for a protein of 3353 amino acids. Gene Ontology annotation, molecular function: calcium ion binding. Lineage: Eukaryota; Metazoa; Chordata; Chondrichthyes; Lamniformes; Lamnidae.